This is a messenger RNA of Guyanagaster necrorhizus, 1539 nucleotides long. RefSeq lists its product as uncharacterized. The coding region runs from base 55 to 1359 and encodes 434 amino acids. Gene Ontology annotation, biological process: protein ubiquitination. Lineage: Eukaryota; Fungi; Basidiomycota; Agaricomycetes; Agaricales; Physalacriaceae. Gene Ontology annotation, molecular function: protein binding; ubiquitin-protein transferase activity; zinc ion binding. The transcript has 6 exons. The record is from RefSeq and is a predicted model, not a curated record.
CUCUUUCACUGACUUCAUUACUACUUGCUCCAUCUCUCUCGUCGUUUGAAUAGCAUGAAUCUCUCGGAAUGUCAGUCACUCCAGAGAGAGGAAUGGGAAGUCUUGGAGGUGUCCAUCUAUCCUGAAUGCGUUUCCAGCGGCAUAUGCGAUACUUCGGUAAAGCUUGAAAUCCCUGUAGAGUUCAGUGAACCUCGUACCGUCUCUAUCUCCAAUGAUGGUCUUUCGCAAUCUCUUUCUCUGACUGUGUUACCGCCGCUUCUGCUGCAUAUUGACUUGCCUUUGGCCUACCCCCUCUACGAUCCUCCACAAUUGGUAUCGAUACACGCUACGCAUCUUUGGAUGCCCCGAUUAUCUAAGCUUCAAAGUACCCUGUCUCGGAUGUGGCAACCUGGAGAAACUGUAUUAUACAACUGGGUUGAAUUCAUUCAUGGCGGAGAGUUCUUGCACUCUGUAGAUCUUACAUCCGACACGGAUCCUACGGUCAUUAACCUCCCUCAUCCAGCACCUCAGCUUCUUUCGCCUUUGCUGGCUGCCUAUGAAGUGUCCUCAAAAUCUAACCGAUUCGCACAAAAUUCAUACCCGUGUUCCAUUUGUCUGACUUCCCAUAAAGGCUCCAAGUGUUUGCAGCUAACAUGCGGUCAUGUCUUUUGCCGACCCUGUCUCGAAGAUUUUUGGCAAAUGUGUGUGAGAGAAGGAGAGGUUUCUAGAGUAGGCUGCCCUGAUCCACGUUGUGUCAAGUUUGGCAGAGAAGCGAAUGAGGAGGAAGUCGCACGUAUUUUAACACCGGAAGAAAUACAACGAUGGCGUCGGUUGAAGGAAAAGUGCAUGCUUGAAAAAGACCCUACUAUCAUGCAUUGCCCGAUGACCUUUUGUCAGACGGCUGUCCCUAAACAAACUGCUAACGAUGAGGAAUCCGGCUGGGACCGCCUAAGAACAUGUCCGUCAUGUUUAUGCUCGUUCUGUUCGAUUUGCAAGCACGCAUGGCACGGUCCUAUAUCGCCCUGCUUGGCCUCUGCGCCGAAUGAAAUCGUCAAAGAGUAUCUUGCGCUGGCUGAAGGCUCGUCACGCCGUGAAGUACUUCUCAGGAAGUACGGGAGAGGCAAUGUUCUCAAGCUCGUCAAUGCAUACCACGAAGACCAACUAAGUCGGCAAUGGCUCGAAUCAAGCACGAUGGCAUGCCCUGGAUGUGAGGUGCACGUGGAGAAAGCCAUGGGUUGCAACCAUAUGACAUGUGCUAGAUGCCAGAUGCACUUUUGUUACCGAUGCGGCGCAAAGCUCAACGGAUCGAACCCAUAUGUGCAUUUCUCGACACCCGGUGCGCGAUGCUACAACAAGCUGUUCGACUUUGAACAGGGAUGACGAGGAAUGGAUCCACGACCUAGAUGGGUUAUGAAUGGAACGGAACUCGAGUAUUGUAGAAUAGACACUCCGGAGAGAUGUCUCGGAAGCGGCCUCAUGAGGAGAGACGGUCGUCAUAGAAUUUAUUAAGUAGAGAAACUUUUGAGGCAGAAUGCAGACACCGAAAGAGGCAACUUGAGG